AUGAGUUCCAGUGUGAUGAGAAGCAAAGACGGGGUUCCGCAGUGGAAUGGCGAUGCUUCGCAGUUCCAGGAAUACGAGGACAUGUGUCUUCAAUGGGAGCAGUCCAUAGCACACCACAAGAGGUACCUGUGCGCACCACGUUUGAUAGCUGAACUGGGGGGGACGGCUAGAAAAUUUGUGGUUGGAAAGAAGCCGGAUUGGGUCUCCUACAACGGGGGCGUCGCCUACUUUUUAGGCCACCUUCGAAGGCACCUGGGACGACCACAAAUACCAGAACUCUCAGAGCACCUGAACAGGUACUUCAGACAAAGCAAGAGACAGAAGCAUGAGACCAUGAACACCUACAUAGUGAGAAAAACCGAGACCUAUGCCCGAGCUCGCCAGGCCUUAGCUCGUGUGCAAGAGGCUUUUGACCGACGUCAAGAUCGGCACGAUCAAUGGGGUCGAGGCGGGGGGCACCAGUCAUGGCAUUGGGGAACAUGGUCGUCACGACAUAGCUAUGAAGGCGGAGAGGAGUCUCUAGAAGAACCAAGUCAAGCAGCUAGUGAGCCAACGGAGGGCCAAGACCAGAACACCGAGGGACAGGAAGGAGGACGGGAGUCACGGGAUGGACGAAGUGGAAGUGAGUGGGGAUCGUCCUACACCAGGUCCUAUCAUCCCGAAGAUGAAGAUUGGACCCUUCAAACUCCUGAGCUCCUACCUGACUUCUUGCAAGGAUGGUAUCUCUUAGCUGACUCAGGUUUGACCAGCCAGGAAAAGAACAUGAUCCAGACCGCAGUGGCUGGCGACUUCAGUCUCCUGCGGAUUGCUCAAGAGUUGCGAACCCAGUGGCCCGAGGACGAUUUGGUCCAGCGGGACAACAACCAGAAGCACAGUGGCUUUUGGCACGACGAUAUCUUCAGCGAUGAUGAUGAGCCCAACCGCCUGACAGCACAUGCCUUGGUGAAUGAAGGCAUGAAUGAUGAGGGUUUGGCUUUGGUCACUCAAGCCGCCGAGGAGGCCGAGGAAGCCUUGGCUCUCAUUCAGCAGGGCAAGCGCACCUUGAAAGAAGCGCGAGCCAAACAACACCAGGUGCGGAUGAACCGCCAAUACUAUAAGACCAAGACCUAUGAGACCAAGACGACAGACAAGAAGCAGGGCAUGGCAUGCUUCCGAUGCGGAGGCCCUCACCGAGUUCGAGAUUGCCCAGACCGUCAGGCUCCUAGUGGUGCCUCAGCUCAGGUGACAGAAGAGGCAGCACCUUUUGUCUGCUUCACCCAGGGCACGACUGAGGCCUACCAGGCCAUGUCUUGUGAUGAAGCUCCAGCACCUCUCAUAACCACAGCGGAAGCUGUGACAGCAGGCUAUGGCAUCGUAGAUGGUGGGGCCACACGAACCAUUGGUUCCACAUAUGCACUCGAAGCCAUCGCUUCGGAGAACUUCAAGAAGCGCCAAGAUGGAGGUGUCCUGGAGGUGGAUUGUCAGAACACCCCGAAGUUUGGUUUUGGCAACAGCAGUGUGGACACUUGUGUCAGCACUGCCAAGAUGAAGAUCUAUGCGGACUCCAAGCCAGGUGUCCUUCAAGUACACGCUCUGGAUCGAGGGCAAGGACCAGUGCUGCUCUCAAUUUCCACACUUCGAGCACUGAAGGCAGUGAUUGAUUUCGAGUCUGAUUUGAUUGUUUUUAGAGCUCUCGAUGACAAGAAGGCCAUACAGGCCACACGAUCACAGGCUGGCCACCAGCUGCUGCCUCUGACGGAUGAUCUGUACAGAGUGGAAAGGAAGGUCAACAAUCAAGUUCAGGCUGAAGUAGUCGAGAUUCGCACCGUGAUCCUCUUUGUGAUCCACCGAUCAGCGACCAUGUCGAAAGCGCCCACCAAACUCGAGCUCAUCGAAGCCAUCGAGUCCCUGGGAGAGACACCUCCCUCCAGUUGGACGAUGGUGGAACUCAAAACACGCUUGGCCGAGCUCAAGGAGGAGAAUGGAUUGGACAACAAGACCCUUCGGGUCAAGACCGAGCUGCAGGAAUGGACAAUCAAGCUCAACAAGGCCGCCACCAAGAAGGCCUACCUCCAGGCAUUUUGCCAGGACUCUCUGGGCAUCAAGAUCUCUGGCUCCGAGACCAUCGACCAGUUGAAGCGGGCCGGGCUGGAAAAGAUCUACAUGAUUGCCAAGCCACAUCCCUCCGAUGGCGUGGGGUUUGGAGCCCACGCCAGUCUGACCUACGACGAGCUCCGUCUUGCUCAGCCGGAGUACUGCAAGUGGGUCAUGACCACGGCAGCGGAAGGUGGAUGCAAUUACCGCCUGAGUCGCCUUGCCCGAUGGUUGGAGAUGGAGGUCACUGCUGGCCCAAAGAAGCCAGUGCCAAAGAUUUGCCCACGGAAGGGCAAGUCCCAAUCCAAUCGCAGUCACAGUCCAUCAGCAGCCAGCACAAUGUCAUCACAGGCCAUCGCCAUGAUGACCACUAUGAUGCACACCAUCGAGAGCCUGAAAGAGGAAGUAGAACACCUCAAGGAGGAGAAGCCCCACAAGAAGGCCACCGGUGGUGUGAUCACUCCUCGCGAGGCGAUCAAUCAGAAAACAGAAGCCCAGGUUCAAGCCUUGCAGGACAAACGCCGAGUCGCGUUAAAACAGUACAUAGGCCUUAAGGUCUUGAUGGAAAAACUGGUGAUCUUAGACCCAACAAUGACUGCGGAAGAAGCCUUAGCUGAGUCGGUGAGGGUUUUCAACAACCGAGAGUUGGUGAGAGGAUACUCACCCAUACAACACGCCUUAGGGCGAGCUCCUGAUGAGACAGGUCGUUUCAUCCACAGUCUGUGCAAUCCACUCCCUGAAGUCUUACUGGAAAACCCAAAUGGGGAGUUCAAGCGGAAUGUUGACAGAAUGAAGCAUGCUGAGCAGGCUCUUUCAGAAUGGCAAGCACAGCAAAAGGUGACGAAGGCCCUGAACUCGAGAGGCCAACGUCUCAUGGACUAUAGACCUGGUGAUUUGAUUUACUACUGGAGGAAACAAAUCAAAGGUGAACCAGCCAACAAGAAUGGAAAAUUCUUGGGUCCAGCCCGCAUCUUGGCAACUGAGUCAAAGCGGGAUCCCAAUGGAGCUCUACGGAAAGGUAGCGCUGUUUGGUGCGUGAGAGGUCGCCGAGUCAUCAAGUGCUGCGUGGAGCAAUUGAGGCCUGCGUCAAAACGAGAAGAAUUACUAGAACAUUUAGGAGAAGGUGAACCUGAAGCACCAUGGACUUUUCCAAGAAUCACUCAAGAGCUGGGCGGCAAUGAAUAUGAGGAUGUCUCCAUGGAUGUUCCAGAACAAGAGGAUUGGGAAGCAGCUCAAGAUCCGAUGAUUGUUGAGCCAGGCCCUCGGAGACACAGCACCAAAAGACCACCUACACCAAGACAAUCUACAACCAACAUUCAACCUACACCAUCAAAAUCAUCACGUUCCAGCGGAUCAGCCACUGCACAUGUUACUGAGACACAACAAACUGCUUGGUGGAAUUUCUUGGAAGAGCCGCUUCCGGAGAACACAGAGGGUUCCGACUUUUGGGAGCAACAACAUGCGGCAGUCACCAUUGAGGUGCCCUUGCCGGAGUCACACCGAGGCCUACUGAAGGCCGUUUCUGAUUUUGAGACUUUCUUUGUGGGCGCCCUCAAGCGCCGAGCAGUAGAAGUACACGAGAAACGUUUGACACCAUCUGAACGGCAACAGUUUCAAGAGGCCAAAGAGGCAGAGGUACGAAACUUUGUGGCAGCAAAGGCAUUCGAGGCUCUACCGCCUGAACUGAAACCUGAUCGAUCGCAAGCCACCGGCAUGCGAUGGCUUCUUACUUGGAAGUUGAAAGAGGAUGGAGAGCGUAAAGCAAAAGCAAGAGCGAUACUUCAGGGAUAUCAAGACCCUUCUUACGAACAUAGAGCCACCACUACUCCUGUGAUGACAAGGAUGACACGUCAGCUCCUACUGCAUGAAGCUGCGAGAAAAAGAUGGAGGGUGCGCAAAGGUGAUGUUACAGGUGCCUUUUUACAGGGUCGAGAAUAUCCACAAACUCUUUACUGCACACCAUGUCCUGAGAUCUGCCAAGCCAUGGGCUUGAAACCUGGAGAAAUCACAAAGAUCAAACGUGGAUGCUAUGGCCUAGUAAACGCUCCUUUAGAGUGGUACAAGUCAGUGUGCGAGUAUCUGGAGGAACUAGGACUUCAAAAGUCCUGGUCCGACCCAUGUUGCUGGCUAUGGAAGCCAAAUGGCUCCAUCGCGGGCAUGAUAGCCGGCCAUGUAGAUGAUUUUCUUUUUGCUGGGCCUGCAGACAACCCAGAAUGGCAAGAAAUUGAAAAGAAGAUUCAACACAAGUACAGGCGGACAGAUUGGGAAGAGAAUUCCUUUGUGCAGUGCGGGGUUCUCUUUGAAGCCCAAAAAGAUGGCUCUUUCUUUCUUUCUCAACCAAAGUAUUUAGAUAAGGUCAGUGAAAUCAGUUUAAGUGCGGCCAGGCGAAAGGACGCCAACGCACCCACCAGCGAAAAAGAGAAGAGCUUGCUGAGAGCAGUGUUGGGGGCACUGAGCUGGCACGCUCAGCAGGAGUUGGAUUUGUUCUACACCAUGAAGGGCAUGUGGCGCAUCGUUGAGGACGAUGGCAUGAGGGGGCAUGCAAUUGUCAUGUCCAUUCAAUUGAGUCGAACACACGGAUUUCAUCGUGCCUACGACAGUUUGCAUUUGGGGUCAAGGAAAAAGGAUUUGAGCGAGGUCGCAUCGCCACCUCUUCGUUUUGCCAUCUUCACUUGA
Messenger RNA from Cladocopium goreaui, 4749 nucleotides. The record is from the annotation of a GenBank genome assembly. NCBI's taxonomy places the organism in Eukaryota, Dinophyceae, Suessiales, Symbiodiniaceae.